Molecule: messenger RNA, 1206 nt
Organism: Daldinia loculata
Lineage: Eukaryota; Fungi; Ascomycota; Sordariomycetes; Xylariales; Hypoxylaceae
Product: peroxisomal biogenesis factor 11
Exons: 2
Biological process (GO): regulation of peroxisome size; peroxisome fission
Cellular component (GO): peroxisomal membrane
Source: RefSeq, a predicted model, not a curated record
GGUACCUAGAAGUACCCCUUUUCAACAAUGUUUUAUAAGCUAAAUCUUCCCAUUCACCUACUCUUCAACUCACCUUCAAGCCUUGAUCCAGCUCGACUGAAAUAGAAGCUGGCCAUAUCGUUAAGAUGUCGCUGAAAUUUGAACAAUUUGUAAAAUUCACGACCGACUCAGUCGGUCUAGAGAGGACCUUCCGCCUGUUCCAAUCCAUCGUGCAGAUCCUCUCAAACUUCACCCUCCCCUUUAAUGUGCUCCUCGAGGUCUUCAUUCUCACAACAGAGAAGGCCCCCUCCCCUGCAGCAACCCGCGUCGUCCUGAAAGCUCUCAACCAACGUCUGGGACUCGCCCGGCGUUUCUUCCGGAUAUUCCGAUUUUUGGACUCAUUCAACGCGGCGCAGAAGCUCUCCUCCAAGCUCUCCGCCGCCCAGGGCCAGAAAGGAGCCGCGCCGCGCGGGUUUCUGUCUCAGGUGCACCCAUGGAUUGACGUCUUCUCAAAGACAUUCAUGGGAAUGUACCUACUACUGGAAGCCAGCACGAUGGUAGACGCGCUGCAAGUUCCUGGGCUAGCAAUCUGGACAGCCGAGCGGGAACGCACUAUUACCGUCGAGGGCCAGAGGUUCUGGCUGUUCUCUCUGGUCUGUAGCGCCGUGUACAACAUCCUGGAAAUAUCAUUCACGCUCUCUUCCGCACCACCCGCUCCAACUGAAAAAGCAGCCUCUUCCGAGAAAAAAGCGUCAAGUCGCGAAAAGCGCAAGCAGGAGCCGAAGCAGGAGAUCACGACCAAAGUGUUCAAACUGGGUCGCGGUGCCACGGCUAGCAUUCUCGACAUCGUCCUACCGGGCAGCGUUGUUGGUUGGAUCAAAGCCGACCCUGGUACCGUUGGUCUAGUUACGUUCGUAACGACGAUCUUGACAAGUAUGGAUGUGUGGGAGAGGUGUGGACGAGAAGUCGCAGGGAGUAACUAGACCUAAGGUAGCGGAUCUUGACGUUCAUCACAUCCCUUUGGCGAAUUCGAAGAGCGCUUGCAUAACUGUUUUGGAUAUCAAGCUUGGUUAACUUGAAUAGAAUUGUUGGAUAGACCCACGAUGUAUCGUUGAAACGAAAUUACGAGAUCAUGAAAGGGGUUGGACUGGGGAUAGAAGUCGUAUGAAUGUCUUAUGUGUGUAGGUAGGUAUGGAUGAUAAAUACUAAGGCAUUGUACUCACGAUU